Messenger RNA from Tauraco erythrolophus (red-crested turaco), 1924 nucleotides. NCBI's taxonomy places the organism in Eukaryota, Metazoa, Chordata, Aves, Musophagiformes, Musophagidae. The record is from RefSeq and is a predicted model, not a curated record.
AGUGAGUUCUGUACCAAAACCUGAUCUUAUUCAUGUACCAAAGGGAGAACCUGCAGAAGUAGUUAAGCCUGUGCCCAUUGCCUCUGCUGUUGCACCCAAAGUCACUGCCACGGCCAGCGUGGCUUACAAUAAGACACCGAGGCCGUUUGGAGCUGUAACCUCCUCCAAAGUCACCUCCAUCCCAUCACCGUCCUCCGCCUUCACCCCGGCCCAGGCGACGGCGGCGGCGGCAGCUCCGGCUGCUGCCCCGCCCGCCGCCGCGCACAAUGCCGCCUCCGCCGCCCGCGGCGCCCAGGACGGAGCCGAGGGGCCGCGACGAGGAUUCGGAGAAAACCAGGGGGAGAGUAAACAGCAAAAUGGCCCCCCACGGAAGCACAUUGUGGAUACCUAUACAGAGUUUUACCACACACCCACCCACAGCGAUGCCAGCAAGAAGCGACUGAUUGAAGACACCGAAGACUGGCAUCCCCGGACAGGCACCACCCAGUCCCGCUCUUUCCGCAUCCUUGCCCAAAUCACCGGCACUGAUCAUAUGAAAGAACCAGAACAUGAAGCUGCAAAGAAGACUAAAGAACUUUUGUUUGAGAACCCUUUGGAAGCCUUACCCAAGUGUGCACCUCAUCCCCCUGCAAUUGUUCAGGUUUUAAAUGCCAGCAGCCAAGUAGCCACAGUGUCUAAAGUGUCAUCUUCUUAUACUAGGAAAGUAACUGUGGAGUUGCCUGCUCCAGUUGCAGCAAGUGUUUUGACAGUUGGUAAAGCACCUCCUCUUCCCGCGAAGUGCACCGUGGCCACGCAGACCUCUGAGCCUCCCCUGCCCGCCACCGUGGCCCAGCGGCCGCCUUCUGCAGCUCCACCAGUGGAAAUGGCCCUUGGGCCACCUCCCGCUCCUGCCAGACUCUCCGAACCUAGUGUCUACCGCUCGCUCUUGGAUGCCCUGCUCAUCACACCUGUCACUAAGCCUCCUCUGCAGGCCAUCGGGCCCUCCAGGAAGUCCACGAGUGCUCUGGAGUUGCAAAAGAGCAAGAGCACCCCAUCUGCUGCUGCCCUCAAGCCAACGGGACCCCCGGGUGCUGCCAAGUACUCGGGCUGGCAGCCUGCAAACCAAGCAGCUCCUGCCAGUGGAUGGACAUCAAACAGCAUUAAACCACCUGGAACAACUGCCCCGAGUGAAAAAUCUGCCACAGCACCUCAGCUAAAUGAGCAAGACACGUUGGUUCAGAGGGCAGAACAUAUUCCAGCGGGAAAGCGUACUCCCAUGUGUGCACACUGUAACCAAGUCAUUAGAGGACCCUUCUUGGUGGCUUUGGGGAAGUCUUGGCAUCCAGAGGAGUUUAACUGCGCUCAUUGCAAAACCUCCAUGGCUUACAUUGGAUUUGUGGAAGAGAAAGGAGCGCUGUAUUGCGAGGUCUGCUAUGAGAAAUUCUUCGCCCCUGAGUGUUCAAAGUGCCAGAGGAAGAUCCUUGGGGAAGUAAUAAAUGCUUUGAAACAAACUUGGCACGUUUCCUGCUUCGUGUGUGUGGCCUGUCAUAACCCCAUCCGCAAUAAUGUCUUCCACUUAGAAGACGGCGAUCCCUACUGUGAGACGGAUUACUAUGCUCUCUUCGGGACUAUGUGCCAUGGCUGUGAAUUCCCUAUCGAAGCUGGAGACAGGUUUCUUGAAGCUCUGGGCCACACUUGGCACGACACUUGCUUUGUAUGCUCGAUAUGUAGUGACAGUUUGGAGGGUCAAACUUUCUUCUCCAAGAAGGACAAGCCACUGUGCAAGAAACACGCUCACUCCAUCAACAUCUGAUGCUUGGAGCUCAUCUAGUGUAACAAAUGUACUGAGCAGAAAGAAAGGUUAAAAUGUCCCUGUUCAAUAAUUGGUUAAAAUUAUUUAUAUAUGGGUGUUUUUUUUGAAAGUGGAAGAGGAAUGUGGAAACUU